Messenger RNA from Naegleria fowleri, 2418 nucleotides. RefSeq lists its product as uncharacterized. Bases 1 to 2418 code for a protein of 805 amino acids. The record is from RefSeq and is a predicted model, not a curated record. The transcript is spliced from 4 exons. Lineage: Eukaryota; Heterolobosea; Eutetramitea; Acrasida; Naegleriidae.
AUGUCUAGUGUGGCUGAUCAUCAUCAACACCACAUCAGAAGCUCUUCAACAACCUCCUCCUCGUCGAGACUUGAUUCGUCCUCUCUUCCGGAUGUGCAUUCGAGACCAUCCUCACAACUCGAUGUUACCACACCGAACAAGAAGGAUCUGAAAGGGUUACCCUCUUUACGAAGUUCAAAAACACCUGAAAGUAUUACAUUAUCGUAUGAGAGGGAUUUGAGGAUUGAAACUCCAAAAACUGAGAAGGCCAUAUUCAAUACUGGAGAAUAUGGACUGGUCGAUCUGAGGUUCCCAAAUGUACGAGGGAAACCACAAUCCGCAAAGAGAGGAACACGAAGGCUGCUUUCUGCUGGUACUACCAUGAGAAGAAGUAUGGAAGUCAAUAACGAGUAUGAAAUUGACUAUGACAGUUUGGAGGAGGAGUUGUUUUCACCCGAACUUUCAUCCUUCACUCUUUCUCAUAACCAACUCGUCGAGUCUUGUUGGGAUUAUUUACAAAAAACAACGCUAGGAAGUGAUCAACAAUUUAGACAAGCGAUGGACCUCGGCACACAAUACAGAAAAAAUGCAAAAGAAAACGACAUUUAUGAUGACAUUCAGAACAUGAUUUUAUCCAUGAAAUGCGAUGAAGAAAAACAAGAAAUGGAUUUGGAAAAUAAGAAAAAGAAAGAACAAAUUAAGCGAAAACAAAAGAAAAAUGCAAGUGUAAGGAAACAAGUCGACGAGAGACUUAAAAUUUUGUAUCAUAAUCCGGACGAGCUUGAGAGAUUGGAAAAGGAUAUUUAUCUUUACGAAAAACAAACAAAGGAGGCGGAACAAGAUAAAAAGUUGCAAAUGGUCCAUGUGAAUAGAAAUAAGAAGGUACCAGAAAAUUUCAGAGAGACUCGGAUGCAACAAUUAAAAGAGGCAUUUAAAAGACGAAAUGACAAGAUUGUACAAGCUCAAGAAAAGAAAGAAAAAUUAACAAAAGAGUUUCAGGAUCGUAAAGAAAAUCUGGCUCUCAAGGAUGAAAAGAGAAGACUACUGGCAGAAUAUAAUCGACAAGAAAAUGAAAAUAAGGCAAAGGAUGCAGAAUUAUAUUCCAAGUGGUCUUUCUUUGUCUGCCUGUUGUCAAGAUUUUUAAUUUUUGCAAGAGAGCUCUUGAGACGAAGAUAUUUAAGGAAAGAAGAAGAAAAAUUCAAGAGAGUCAAAAAAAUUUCCUACACCAGUUUGAUGCCAGUAAUUUGGGCAAAAAGAAGCCAAAAGUGGAAGCAAGCUUGGGACGUUUUCAAGAAACACUGGAUAUUCUAUCGUCUUUGGAUUGGUGUAAAGAAAAAGAAGGAAUCAACAAUGAUUAUCAAGUCCUUCCUCAGAGAGACCAACAUGUCUUUCCAAAUCGUAAGACAAGUUCAUUUGUUUUGGAGCAAGGUAAUCAAGGUGCAACGAUUUUUGAGAAAGUGGCACCAAAUUAAACAAAUGCAAAUAAUGAUUCAAGUACUGCAGUAUUCCAUUGUCGAGGCUAAAAUGCUUCGUGGAAUUCCAUUGAAAGGCGAAGUUGUAGAACCUCCUAAAAAGAAGAAGCUUCCUCCAAAUGGAGUGAUACCUCUGAAUCGCAGACCUUCAUCUCAACUUUCAAGUCCAAUGCUUCUUCGUGAGGAAAGUAAGAUUGCAGUAACUCCAAGCCUCGAUGAUACUGUUGAUAAUUUGGAACGUGAAGACAAAUUCAGAUUUCGACUGUUGCGGUUGCCUCUAGAGAUUAAGAAAGAAAUAAUUUCUAGUGAUCUCAAACAACGAAGAAAGGAGUACAUUACAGCUCAGAAAAUUUACAAGAACAAACUACAACAAUAUGAAAGAAGAGUACAACAACUCAUGUACAUUUUGCAAGCCAAGAGUGCUCUUAGUGGUGGAGCUACCUCUAUCGAUCCCUCCUCCAUCAGAGACGAAAAUGGAGAAAUUAUUGAGAAGCCAAAGCCACCUUAUUUAAAAGUUGUUUUAAGCGAGCUGGAAAUGAAGCGAUUGGUCAUUAUUGGUAACAAGAGAUUGAAAGAAAUUGAAGACAAUGAGCGUCAAAGAGUGCUUGCAAAUUAUGUCGAGUUUAGCGAAAAGCAAAAUGAGUUGGAUAUGUUUAGAGAGGAAUGGGAGCUCAAUGUAGCCAAUGGUUUUGACGAGUUGAAGAGAGUUUUGGGUGGUUCAUUCUUUGCACAUGAACAAUUGUUAAUGGCUCCCUUUGAGCUGUUCAAGAAACCAGAAUCUGAAACACCUACUGGAUCCUCUCCAAUUUCAAUGCAUUCCAAAACUCCAUCUCUCCCUCGAUCCUACACCAACAGCCCUGUCAACUACCUGGCCAAACAACAAACCAAAAAGGCCCUUAGCAAGUCUGUCAUUCCUCCAAAAGGAAUGGCUCAAACGAAGAGUGUUGUCAAUUUAGUGAAACGAUAG